AUGGCAAAAUGGGAGAAGGCGGAAGAAGCCGCAAACAUCAUGUCGACCAACGCCACUUGGAACCGAAGGCCCCCACUGCGCUUCCGCAGCGCCGCUUCGGCUGCGCGGGUUCGACAGGCCGAGGUGAUUCACGAGGAGAUCGCGCAGCUGCGGCGCCAAUCCGCUGAGGAUCUCGAGGAGCUUCGGACCCAGCUGAGCAGUCAAGGGCCCAGUGAGCAAGACCUCCGAGUGGAGGCUCUGAGACGUCAGCAGGAGCAGAUCGCCAGGUUGGUGGACCGGAAGAAGGCCAGGAGGAGACCCGCGCAAGUGGCGCGAUCACCAGCGCGAUCGACGGCGGCAAGGGCGCAGCCGGCACAGGCGCAGCCUGCGCCGCCUGCACAGCCUGCGCAGCCUGCGCGGCCGCCGGCGCCCCCGGCGCCCUGGCGCUGCCAUUUGGACAUGGACUCAGGUUGCUGGUACUACCACAACGAGGUCACAAACGUCACCGCCUGGGAGCUGCCCACGCUGAUGCGAGACCGGCCGCCCGCACCCCCGGCACCCUGGCAGCUGGUGGCACACAACUCUGGCAGGUGGUACUACCACAACACCCGCACCAACGCCACCAGCUGGUCCCGGCCGCGCAAACUCCCGGCUGCCAAGCGGCGAUGUCGACCGCGAAGCCGAGGCCGCAGCCAGAGCCCACGUCAAACACGUUAG
Messenger RNA from Effrenium voratum, 696 nucleotides. The record is from the annotation of a GenBank genome assembly. Lineage: Eukaryota; Dinophyceae; Suessiales; Symbiodiniaceae.